This is a messenger RNA of Caretta caretta (loggerhead turtle), 4576 nucleotides long. NCBI's taxonomy places the organism in Eukaryota, Metazoa, Chordata, Testudines, Cheloniidae. The record is from RefSeq and is a predicted model, not a curated record.
GCUCACUUCCCCCAGGAGCUCAGCCUGGCUUUCGCCUAUGGGUCCGGGGUCUUCCGGCAGGCGGGGACCGCCCCCAGCCAGAGCGUGAUGCAAAGGAAGAAAAAUAAGAAUUUUACAUUUUUAAUAUUGUUCCCCACAAACAUGAAGAAGGGAGGAAGAGCGAAUAACUUGGAAGAUUUAACAAGUCUGUUCAACUUUGUACCAACUCUGUUCGAUCACUGAUUCACUGAGCAACUCAGACCGGUCCAGAAAUGGCAAGCACAAUAUGCUGGACUUCGUGUUUGCUGUGGAUGAUUCUGUCACUUGGCAUAUGAUGAACCUGCUAAAGAAUAGGAGUCAUUAUUCUUUCCUAAAACUUUUUGGGCCAAAGCAAAUCAGUAAUAUACAGAGCUGUGGAGCAGGGAUUUACUACAAUACUUUAGUGCGAUGUAAUGGUAGGAUGAUAAAAUAUGGCGUAAUUGGCACUGAUGCGCUGAUUGACGAUCUGCUUCACUGGAAAACUCUCUAUGUUGCUGGACGUCUGCAAAAGCCGGUGAAAAUACUGACACAGAAUGAAAAUGGCAAGCUGCAGGCUGCCCUACUUAGCAAUCUAAAGAGUGCAGUCACAGCAGCCUUUCUCAUGUUGCCAGAAAGUUUCUCUGAAGAAGACCUCUAUAUGCAGAUUGCAGGACUCUCCUACUCUGGUGAUUUCAGAAUGAUAAUUGGAGAAGACAGAUCAAAGGUGCUAAACAUAGUGAAAGAAAAUGUGCCCCAUUUUCAGAAGCUCUACAGUAACAUAUUACAGGAGUGCUCUCAAGUGGUGUAUAAGCACCAGCUGGGCAGGCUAGAGAUCGAUAAAAGUCCAGAAGGUCAAUUCAUGCAGUUAAUGGCUUUGCCGAGGACUCUUCAACAAAAGAUAACUUCUUUUGUGGACCCUCCUGGGAAGAACAGAGAUGUGGAAGAGGUUUUACUGAAAGUGGCCCAUGACCCUGACUGUGGAUUAGUGGUACAUCAGGGCAUUUCAGGAAUUGUGAGAACUUCCAGUCUAAUACAGAGUUCUAAAACCAUACUAACAGCUGGGUUGAAGAAAUCAGUGACUUACAGUAUGAAGAAAAUGUAUAAAAUGACAAAAGGAUGCCUAAGGAAGGCUUCCUGAUGUCCAAGUUGUGUACAUACUAUGUAUAGGUAAAUAAACAGACUUCUUUUUCUCUGCAAAUAUUGUGCAAUUGGUACCUGUUGCUUAACUGCCUAUGUAAACUGUGGAUCGGUAGCAACAAUUAUACUAUGUAUAUACAAAUACUUGCUUACAUGGGGUACGGAUCUCAUUUGGUGCAGAUAAUUUGCUGACGGCUGAGGGAAUUAUUUUGCAAUUAUACUUAAGGUUUUCCUGCAUAUAUUAAUGAUUUGACUCUCAAAUACAUUUGCCAGAAAUGCUUGUUUGCACAUCUGAAAGCAAAAAAAUAAAAUUCCUAUAUGUUUGAUAGCUUUCCUCUCCAAAAUAGUCCAGAUUCUUUCUUCUCAAGCUUUCUCCUGUUCUCAUCUCCAGUCUCUUCUGAGGAGUUUAUAGAAUUGUGGGGUCCAGUUGAGUUUUAACUAGAUAUUAAAACUUUCCCCAUACAAUUCUUUCUUUCUUUAUUUUUUACAUUAAAUCCAUGUGAGCACAUGUAUUUUAAAAGUGCAAUAUUACUCUAUAACCCUUCUGCAGAGUGGAAUCCAUCAAGAAUACAUUUUUCUCACACACAACCCAGAAAGGAGUACUUGUGGCACCUUAGAGACUAACCAAUUUAUUUGAGCAUGAGCUUUCGUGAGCUACAGCUCACUUCAUCGGAUGCGUACCGUGGAAACUGCAGCAGACUUUAUAUACACACAGAGAUCAUGAAACAAUACCUCCUCCCACCCCACUGUCCUGCUGGUAAUAGCUUAUCUAAAGUGAUCAUCAAUUUGGGCCAUUUCCAACACACUCACUCACUCUCACUCACUCACUCUCUCUCUCCUGCUGGCAAUAGCUCAUCCAAACUGACCACAAGUGCCAGAAGUACUCCUUUUCUUUUUGCGAAUACAGACUAACACGGCUGUUACUCUGAAACAACCCAGAAAAUACUUAAUGAGAUAGAAGCAUUUUGGAGGAUAUAUUUCACUGUCUGUGCCAUGUCUGGGAGCAUAGGUAACUGAAGAGUUACGAGCCGGUAAGGUAUCAUAAAGGUCAGCCAUUCUUGGCAAUCCUUUUAGUUGACAGCAACAUAACUCACAACUAAAUAGUGGCUGGGAGGUUAUAUUUCAAAACAAGGUCAAUUUUCAUUAAGCUUCUGGGUCCAGUAAUGUGUAAGUUACGCAAUAUAUUUUAAGUGUUCUGCACUACCAACUCACAAAGUGCUUUAAAAUCAGCCUGGUUAAAAUCAUGGACGUUGUUAGUUACAGUAUAAACUACUUGAUUAAUGUAAAUUGUAAAAUGUGUGUGAAAAUACUGGCCAUAAGGAUAGAACCUAUUCUCCUCCAAUUAAUCAGAUCAGCUUUACAAAAGAGAUUCAACUACCAUAUUCUUAUUACUUUUCAAUAAGUUAUUAAAGAUGCGGUCAGUGGAGGCAUUGACUUUUUAAUGUAACGAGAAUCUUUGAUAUGGUGUAUUAGGAGUAGCUGCUGAAAAUAAUGGGAAUGUUUCAGAAUUCCUUUUUCUCUUUGGAUCAAGUGGCUUUACUUCCUUGUUUAUUCAGAAAUGGCUUUUCUUAACAGGUGUUCUCCAUAUGAAGGGACUUGACAGGGGCAUCCUUUUUCUCACUAUUUGAUCUGGUUUUAAAGCCAGUGGCAGUCUCAAUAAGGCAAAAACAAAAAUAUAAAGAGGUUAGGAAUUUAAAAGCAACUUUCCCACAGACUACAUUUUUUGUUGCAUAACCUUAAUUACUCAACUUUAUCAUUUUGAUUUCAUUUAAUUGGAAGUUUUAGGAAAAUCUUAAAUUACAAAAAGAAUUGAGGGUGUAAAACCAGCUGUUACCUAUUUCCAAGGAGUAAUUUAAGCAUAUCAUGCAGCUUGGAAAUUUGAGUGGGAAGUUGAGGAAAUAACAUAGUGUAACAUGGCUCAUUAAUUCAGUUCUGCUUUCAUCACCAUUGAACAGAUGUAACAAUCUAUGACUUUAAAAUCCUGAAGAGCUUAAAGUGAUUAAAUUUAAAUCUAGAGUCAGUAGAUAAAACUAGAUUGUUCCAUUUAAAACUUUAUUGGAAUAAGACUGAUAAUACGGAACAUUGAAUAUCCUCCUAAAGCCAUUGUUCCUAUUAACUGUCUUUCCUAUAUGUAUAUUCCUAUCAUAUUGUCACCCAUCAGUAGUUGGUUACAAAUCUUGGAAUAGGGUCAAAGCAACCGGACAAACAUUUCUGUAUAGUGUGCACUUUCUGGUAGUGGUAGGCUUUACGUUUCCAAACUUCCAGGAAUACAAUAUGUUAGGCUAAAAUUUCCAUAUUGAUUGUUUCAGAGAAAAAAAAGUAAAAAGACGGCAAGGGAAUUUAUAUUGGAGAAUGGCUGAAAACCCAUUUCUUCCAUGAGUUGCCAAUAAUUAUAAUAGUAAGUCUCUGCCUCAUACUAUUAGGUAUGUUAGAGAGGCUCAGAAAGUUGGUUUGCAGCUGCUUCUGUACCCUGUGGAAAGAGACCAUGAAUCAGUAAGCCUAGGAUAUUCAGAAAUGCAAGAGAAAAGUGAAACUGGGAAAACAGGUUAGUCUCCAAGCACAAAGAAAAAGGAUAUCAUCCCCACGUAACAGGUGAAAGGUAGUGUCAUCCUUGCAUCACCUUUAAAUAGAAAAUAAUUGGCACUUCUUUUAACUGUGGCAUAUUCUGCAACAAAAGUUAUUCAGGUUAGGAAACAGUUGUAUAUGUAGCUCUAGCAUUGUGUGUCAGGUAGUAAGAGGACAAAGUCCCCGCUCUGAAGAGUUCAUAAUCUAAGUGGCAUACACAAGGAGGAUGGGGGUUGAGAGUAAAAAAAGACAGACUAGUGGAGCUGGGGCACAUAACUAGUUAGUUCCUCAGGUUUUGGUUGGAUUUUUUUUGGGGGGGGGGGGAAGGGGGAGAGAAUAAAAAUAAAGGGUCUGCUUGAUUGCCUGCUAGUCUUGUGUACAAAAUACCACUUAUCUUAACCAAAAAUAGAUAUGGAACAAAUACUUGAAUAAUCCCACAAAUGAUGUAUUUUGUAGUAAAAUGAGUAAAAAUUCUCUGAAAUCAGUUGCUGAUUUAAAAAUGAGGCUUAUUCAGCAGCAAAUUCUUAAGAAUGUUGGACACCAUUCAGAAUGACAAAGGCAGGAAUAGGAGAUAAUGACAAGACAAACACAAGCCUACUUCCUGUGCUGUUCAAAUAUCCUGAAGUGUGAUGUUGGAGGGCCAGAUGAGUAUAAUCACCCCACUGGAAAGUUAUGUCCCAAUUUGACAGUAUGCUGAUGAGCCAUCCUGCAUUCCCAUUAAAGUGGGGGAAAUGCACCAGCCUGCAGGAUUUAGUCCAUGAUAAAAUAAUUGAGAGGAAUGUAUUUCUCUGUAGAAUUGUAUUUUCCUGUGUGUAUGUGUCUUCUGUUUUUGUAAUCAAACUUUGAAAAAAUAAAAAUAUUUUAUAUCAGGAAAAUA